GGAACAUGUGAAUUCAAUUCAGUCACGGUCUGGAAGUUGAAAGUAUAGGUCGAGCUUAAGUGGAUGUUAAACUUUUGCCUUUCUUCCUUCAAUUUAAAAAAAAAAUACAUUUGGUUUAUCUUUCCCAGAAUGUGGCUAGUUGUGUUUUGUAGUUUUAUUGCAAUUGCAACGUCGAAUAAUAUUGUUCAUGGGUUAUAUCAUAAGGGUGCAAAUGGGACUGAGCAGUAUUACGAUAAAGUGAAAAAUUUUGAUUACUAUGGCAACUUUACAUCGGAUAGUGAUAGUUCAGAAUAUAAUACACGUCAUUUUCAUUCCAAUGCAAAUCGGAAUAAAGAGUUUAAAAGGCCAGCAACAACACAAAUUUUUACAGUAGAUGUCUGUGCAAAGGCUGGAUGUAUUCGUGGAAAAAUUGAAAAUGGUCGAUUGAGGCCAUAUGAUGCAUUCUACGGGAUCCCCUAUGCUGAGCCACCAGUUGGAGAGUUAAGAUUGGAAAAUCCAGUUCCAUACAGAGGAUGGGAGGGCUAUUGGGAUGCUACUUACCCACGGAGUGAUUGCACUCAGAGAAAUGUUUUUCUCUAUACUCAACCAAUUUUAGGCUCUGAGGAUUGUCUCUACUUGAAUGUCUAUCGUCCGAAAUUGUAUUCACAAAACAAGAAAAAUGCAAAGAAACUCCCAGUAAUGGUGUGGAUUCAUGGAGGAUCAUUAAUGUCAUUCUCAUCAAGUCCUGAUCAAUUUGGUCCUGAAUAUUUAAUGGACAAUGGAGAAGUUAUUCUUGUCACUCUCAACUACAGAUUGGGGAUGUUUGGUCUGCUAUGUUCCGGUGAUGAAGCUGUUAAGGGAAAUUUUGCAUUAAAAGAUCAACAACUUGCUCUCAAAUGGGUUGCAGCUAAUAUUGAGUCUUUCGGGGGAGAUACCAAUUCAAUAACUCUCUUGGGACAAAGUUCUGGUGCUUCUUCAGUUCAGCAUCAUAUAAUGAAUCCUGUUUCUUCAGCUCUUUUCCAUCGUGCGGUUUUAAUGAGUGGCAAUUCUAUAGCUCCUUGGGCAUUUUCAAAAGAUUGGGCAUUAAAAUUUAGAUUGAGUGCUCGGAAUAGUGGAUUCGAAGACUGGGAAACAGCCUCGACGUAUGAAUUGGCAAAGCAUUUUAAGAAAUUACAUGCACUUCAGCUUGUCUUGGCUUUUGAUGAACUCUUCAUUUCUGCAUUAACACCCCCAACACCAUUGCGUCCUUGCGUGGAAGGAGACUGGGAAGGGGCUUUCCUGAGGGAUGAUCCCAGAAAAAUUUGGGCUGAAGGGAGAUUUGAACCGAAACCCAUUCUAAUUGGUACAACCACUGAAGAUGGAACUUUUUCAUCAGUAGUACCAACUAAUCAUAGAAGAUUGGAGGAAUUCAAUGAAAAUAUUUAUGAGUACCUGCCAAUUCAGAUGGAUUUCGAUCCUAAAUAUGCGGAAGAUGUUAUUAAAUUUUAUCUUGGAAAAGAUUACAUUGAUGAUAGCAAUGUUGAAUCCUAUUACAAGUUGGUUGGAGACAGAGCUAUCGUUUAUCCGAUGAUAACAGUCGUUAAUCAAUACCUCCAAUAUGCUGAUGUUCAGAAAAAUCCAAUUUAUAUUUAUGAAUUUGGAUUUCAGAGUCAGUACACAUUUGUAAAAUAUUAUACUGGCAAGAACAUAAAUCUGGGAGUUAGUCAUAUUGACGAUUUAAUAUACCUCUUCACGAUGUCCGCAUAUUUUCCGUUGUUUGAUCCUAAAUCUCCAGAAGGUGUGAUGUCGGAUAUUUAUGUGCGGACUAUCGUUAAUUUUGCUACUCGAGGAGAAGUCAAAGCUUGGGCAUCAUACACUCCGUGCACAUCCAAUACGAAUACUCCCUUCUGUGAUCGUCAGCUAUUCAGGAGAUUCACGAAAUCAAACCCAGAUUCGGUAAUUGUAUCAGUUACCGAUCAAAUUGAUGUGAAAAUGGUUGAAUUGUGGGAUAGAGUUGAUAGAGAUAGGGAUUAAUUACGCUGAAUACCCAAUUGAAGUCAAUUCUAAUGUUUGAGAAAAUGUAAUGAAAUAAAAACAAAUAAAAAAUUGAUAUUCUAAAGAAAAAUAAAGGCAAAAAAUACUUUGGAAAAUCAACCAG
Messenger RNA from Lutzomyia longipalpis, 2116 nucleotides. RefSeq names its product juvenile hormone esterase-like. The transcript has 5 exons. Lineage: Eukaryota; Metazoa; Arthropoda; Insecta; Diptera; Psychodidae. The coding region runs from base 64 to 1992 and encodes 642 amino acids. The record is from RefSeq and is a predicted model, not a curated record.